AAAAGCUACAUAAUUUAAUCACACUUUCUGGUCCUUCCCGCUUUCUCUUUUAUCUUCUCAAUUCUCAGUUACCUUCUUCAUUCAUUUUCUACUCACAACUGAAAAUGGCUAAGAAUACUAUGAUGCGUGCUGUUCAAUAUAACACUUAUGGCGGAGGCGCCGCUGCUUUGAAACAUGUUGAACUUCAAGUUCCUUCUCCAAAACAAGAUGAAGUUUUACUAAAAAUGGAGGCAACUAGUAUAAAUCCAUUUGACUUGAGAAUACAGAAAGGGAUAGUGUGGCCAUUUUUGCCUCGCAAAUUCCCCCACAUACCUGGUAUUGAUGCAGCAGGAGAAGUCUUUGAGGUCGGAUCAGGAGUCAAGAAUUUCAAAGCUGGCGAUAAAGUUGUGGCCGUGCUUUUCAACAUAUGUGGAGGUGGACUGGCUGAAUUUGCUGUGGCGAAGGAGAAUUUGACAGUUUCAAGGCCUCCAGAGGUAACGGCUUUUCAGGGAGCAGCUUUACCGAUCGCCGGCCUCGCAGCUCACGAGUGUCUCCUCCGUACUCCCGGGUUCAACUACGAAAAAACCGGCCAGCAACUAAACCUCCUGAUUACUGCCGCAUCGGGCGGCGUAGGUCAAUAUGCAGUUCAACUAGCAAAGCUCGGAAACGCACACGUGACAGCCACUUGUGGCGCACGUAAUCUUGAUUUAGUCAAGAGCCUCGGAGCAGACGAGGUUAUCGACUACAAGACCCCUGACGGGGCAGCUCUCAAAAGCCCUUCCGGCCGCAAAUACGACGCUGUAAUCCACUGCGCAACUGGCUUUCCUUGGUCCACUUUCAAGCCCAAUUUGAGCACAAACGGCAAAGUAUUCGACAUUACUCCUACUCCUAGUGUUUUCAUGACUAACGCUUUACAAAAGCUUACCUUUUCAAAGAAACAAUUAGUUCCAUUGCUUAUGACACCUAAGAAAGAGAAACUCGAUUUUCUUCUUAAUUUCGUGAAAGAAGGGAAGAUUAAAGCCGUAGUCGACUCUAUACAUCCCUUAAGUAAGGCCGAAGAAGCAUGGGCUAAAAGCAUUGAUGGCCAUGCCACUGGUAAGAUCAUUGUAGAACCUUAAGUUUAUGGAGAUCUCAAUUCAUUAUUUAAUACAGGUGGUUUCAAUGCAAUAAAAAUGAUGACAUUUGAGUUUCAUCAUGAUGUAAAUGAUAGCUAUGUAUAAUUAGGAUUUAUGAAUUUUGUUUUAAUGCAAUAAAUUUGAUUUUUCUCUAAA
This is a messenger RNA of Gossypium arboreum, 1250 nucleotides long. Its product is annotated as chloroplast envelope quinone oxidoreductase homolog. Bases 105 to 1097 code for a protein of 330 amino acids. The record is from RefSeq and is a predicted model, not a curated record. NCBI's taxonomy places the organism in Eukaryota, Viridiplantae, Streptophyta, Magnoliopsida, Malvales, Malvaceae. The transcript has 4 exons. Gene Ontology annotation, molecular function: oxidoreductase activity.